Dichomitus squalens LYAD-421 SS1 is the source of this 1834-nucleotide messenger RNA. Its product is annotated as succinic semialdehyde dehydrogenase. Gene Ontology annotation, biological process: GABA catabolic process. Gene Ontology annotation, molecular function: succinate-semialdehyde dehydrogenase (NAD+) activity. The record is from RefSeq and is a predicted model, not a curated record. Bases 124 to 1692 code for a protein of 522 amino acids. The transcript is spliced from 15 exons. NCBI's taxonomy places the organism in Eukaryota, Fungi, Basidiomycota, Agaricomycetes, Polyporales, Polyporaceae.
GCUGGAAUACACUGCGAACCGCGGGACGAAGGUGCCAGUGACGUCGGUGAGCGGAAGGCCGGCUCUCACCCGCCGAACGUCGUCCACGACCACCAUCGACUGUGCCUCAUAGCUCCUCCCUUCAUGCCACCUACCCACCGUCUCAUAUCUGUCCCUCUCGUCUUCACGCCAACCCUCAAAUCCAGGUUGACCCCUAGGCACUCCCUCUUCCGUUAUCGCAUGGCCAGUACUUCUGUUUUUGGCCUGAAGGAGUCGUCCUUGAUCCACAAUCAAGCCUACAUCGACGGGAAAUGGAUUGAUGCGAAAGAGGGCGGAGUCAUCAAAGUUACCAACCCCGCUACAGCGAAGGAGCUUGGGACGGUGCCGGAGCUGGGCUUAGAGGAAACUAAGCAGGCUAUAAGCGCGGCUUCGAAGGCGUUCAAGACAUGGAGCAAGACCACUGCAAAGCAGAGGCAUGACAUUCUCUUGAAGUGGUAUGCGCUUAUGCGCGAACACUCGGACGACCUCGCGCGUCUCAUUACUAUGGAGAACGGGAAGCCCUUUGCGGAAGCUAAAGGUGAGAACGCAUACAGUGCAUCGUUCAUCGAGUGGUUCGCCGAGGAGGCGGUUCGGACGUACGGCGAGGUCGUUCCUUCGGCGUUCACGAACAUCCGUAACGUUGUCGUGAAACAACCUAUCGGUGUAGUGUCAAUCUUGACUCCUUGGAACUUCCCCUCGGCUAUGAUCACCCGCAAGCUUGGCGCCGCCCUCGCAGCAGGGUGCACCGCCGUCAUUAAGCCCCCACCAGAAACCCCAUUUUCUGCUCUCGCGCUUGUCGAGCUUGCGACCCGUGCUGGUGUACCGCCUGGCGUCAUCAAUGUCGUGACUACCCAGGCAAACGUAAACGAGGUCGGGCGGGAGAUGUGUGAGAACACGGCCGUCAAGAAGGUCUCAUUCACUGGUAGCACCCCUGUAGCGAAGAUGCUCUAUGGACUCGCCUCAACCACACUCAAGAAGGUCUCGAUCGAAGCGGGCGGUAAUGCGCCGUUCAUCGUUUUCGAUGAUGCUGACAUCGAUGCGGCUGUUGAGGGCGUCAUUGCAUGCAAAUUCCGCGGCACGGGCCAGACAUGUGUCUGCGCAAACCGCAUCUACGUCCAGUCCUCUGUCUACGCAGAGUUCGCUUCACGCCUCGCCGAGAAGGUCGCUGCGUUCAAGGUAGGAAACGGUCUCGACAAGGAUACCACCCACGGGCCCUUGAUUCAUGAGCGCGCGAUUGAGAAGGUCCAGAAGCACGUCGAUGAUGCGCUCCAGCAAGGCGCUCAUCUCCUCUUGGGCGGUAAACGUCUCCCGGGCGCGGGUUCGUUCUUCGCGCCCACCGUCUUGUCGGACGUCCCUCCCACGGCGCUCGUGAACCAGGAGGAGACAUUUGGGCCCCUCGCUGCGCUCACCAAGUUUGAAACCGAGGAAGAGGUUAUUCGAAUGGCGAACGACACGCCCGUUGGGCUUGCGGGCUACUUUUACUCUCGGGACGUGGGAAGGGUCUGGCGCGUCGCGGAGGCGCUUGAGGUUGGGAUGGUUGGGACGAACACGGGCUUGAUAAGCCAGGCGGUCAUUCCGUUUGGUGGGAUCAAGGAGAGUGGGCUUGGACGCGAAGGCGGACAUGGCAUUGAGGAGUACAUGAAUAUUAAAUUCAUCGCGUUUGGUGGCUUGUGAGAGACGAAGCGCAGAGAAGGAUGGACAAAGAAAUGCACACGACCGAGUAUAUACAGGGAUUUUGCUUCAAUUUCAUACCACACCAUGUCUUGAUUCCUGUAGCAUUAGCUUACGUCCUCCUAUAUGGGGCGCGCCCACGAUG